Molecule: messenger RNA, 4339 nt
Organism: Sarcophilus harrisii (Tasmanian devil)
Lineage: Eukaryota; Metazoa; Chordata; Mammalia; Dasyuromorphia; Dasyuridae
Gene: WASHC2C
Product: WASH complex subunit 2C
Exons: 29
Coding region: 146-3976 (1276 amino acids)
Biological process (GO): protein localization to endosome; retrograde transport, endosome to Golgi
Cellular component (GO): WASH complex; early endosome
Molecular function (GO): phosphatidylinositol phosphate binding; retromer complex binding
Source: RefSeq, a predicted model, not a curated record
GCUGUCACGUGCGGGGGGCGGAGCCGGCCCUGCGGCUCUGAGAGAGGCGGUGUCGGCGCUCGCGCUCGCAGCUGACGGGACGCCGCGGGAGUCGGGGCCGGGGUCUGGGAGGAGAAGGCUGCUGGGGCCCCCGUGCCUGGCGCCAAUGAGCGGGCCGGAGCCGGGGCCCGGGCCCGGGGCCGUGUGGGAGCGGCCGUGGUCCUUGGAGGAGAUCCGCAAGAACAGCCAGAGCUGGUCCCUGGCUGCGGACGCGGGCCUUUUACAGUUUCUUCAGGAGUUCUCACAGCAGACCAUCUCUAGGACACAUGAAAUCAAGAAACAAGUGGAUGGACUGAUUCAUGAAACAAAAGCUACAGACUGUCGCCUUCAUAAUGUCUUCAAUGACUUCCUCAUGCUGUCUAAUACCCAGUUCAUUGAGAAUCGUGUAUAUGAUGAAGAAGUGGAGGAGCCAAUUCCCAAGGCUGAAGCUGAGAAAACAGAACAGGAGAAAACCCGGGAACAAAAAGAGGCGGAUCUGAUUCCCAAAGUCCAGGAAGCUGUCAACUAUGGGUUACUGGUAUUGGACAGUGCAUUUGAACAACUUGAUAUAAAGGCUGGCAAUUCAGAUUCUGAAGAAGAAGAAGCAAAUGAAAGAGUAGAACUGAUCCUUGAGCCAAAGGAUCUCUAUAUAGAUCGCCCUUUGCCUUACUUGAUUGGUUCCCAGUUGUUCAUGGAGCAAGAAGAUGUAGGUCUUGGAGAUCUUUCAAGUGAAGAAGGCUCUUUAAACAGUGAACCAGAUAGUGUCUUGGAUAGUGAAGAAGAUAAAGAUGAAGAGGAGUCAGAUGAUGACUUUGGCAAUCAGAGUGAAAAUGACCAAAAGCCGCACAUAGCACUGAUAAGUGAUGAAGAAGAGGAGGAGGAUGGUUGUGAUCUCUUCGGUGAUUCUGAAAAGGAAGAGGAAGAAGGAGACGAGGUCGUUGGAGAAAAUAUUAGACCUAAAAGAAAUCGACCUACUUCAUUUGCUGAUGAGCUGGCAGCAAGAAUCAAAGGAGAUGGGACAAGCCGAACAUAUGAGGGGCAGACAAUCACAGCCUCAGGGGAUGCAAAAACCAAGAGAACAACGAAGGAGAAGAAGGAUAUCAGGAAAGUUCCUUCCGAUGAUGAAGAGGAUGACAUGUUCAAACCGCCUAAAUUGACAGAUGAAGACUUCUCACCAUUUGGCUCUAGAGGAGGCCUUUUUAGUGGAGGAAUGGGACUCUUUGAUGAUGAUGAUGAGAGUGACCUCUUUUCAGAAGCCCCUAAAGACAAUGAAAAUCAAAUCCCAGCUAAAGAAGAGACUUCAUCAGCCAAACCUGGAAAAAAGAUACCAGCAGGAGCUGUGUCUUUGUUCUUAGGCGAUGCCGAUGUGUUCAGUGUUCCUUCAGCUCAGUCACCAAAGGAGCCCCAGCGGCCUCCACAGUCCUCACAAGGGAAAACUCCACUAAGCCCUGCCCCGGCUGGCCUCUUUGAUAAUGAUGACGAUGACUUCUUUGUGACAUCUAGCAGCAAACCCGGACUUGCAGUCAAGUCAACUGUUGAUCUGUUUGAUGAGGAGGAGGAGGAAGAGGAAGAUCUCUUCAAAAAGAAAGCAGUCACUCCUUCCAGUGAUUCUCUCAGUCCUGAAACCAAGGAGGCAGUUGAGAAGGUUACGCCGUCUUCCAGCAAAAAUCUCAAGGCUUUGUCAGAAGACGUUUCCAAGAAACAAAAAGGUUUAUUCUCAGAUGAGGAGGACUCAGAGGACUUGUUUUCUUCUGCUUCGAAUGUGAAUAAGACAAAAGCUGUAACCUCCCAUUCCAGCAAGCUCACUACAAAGAAAUCACUUUCUCUUUUCGAUGAUGAUGAUGAUGAUGAAGAGGAAAAUCUUUUUGGGGAAACACCUGCUAAGAAACAAUCUUCAUCAUCUCUGCCUAAGCAAACUCAAGAGAAGCCUAAAUCUUCUGAAGCACACAAAAAACCAUCUACCUUACUGUUUAGCAGUGAUGAGGAGGACCAGUGGAGCAUGGGUGAUUCACAGACCAGUAGGAUACCUGAUAAUAAUAUAAAGGAACUUAAGAAGCCUGGAAUAAAGCAGGAUCACAUAGAGAAGGGUGUGAAAAAGAUAAGUCUAUUUGAGGAAGAUGAUGAAGAGGAUUUAUUUGCUAUUGCUAAAGACAGUCAGAAAAAGGCUCCUAAAGCUUCACUCCUUUUUGAAGAAGAUGCUGAUAGUGGCGGGUCUCUAUUUGGGUCUCCUCCUCCAUCUGCUCCUCCUGCAAAAAUGGAAAAAGAGAAAAUCCCUCAGGCAGUGCCCUCAUUAUUUAGUGAUGAAGAAGAAGAAGAAGCUCCUUUUGGAACUGAGAAACCAACAGACAAUCAGACUGAGUCUUUUCUGUCUAAGAGUACCGUUGUACCCAAGCAGGAAGAAAAACCUUCCAGUCCUAGUACCCAUUUCAAGACUACCACUGGUGUUUUUCAGGAUGAAGAACUCCUCUUCAACCAUAAGCUCCAACAGGACAAUGAUCCUGAUGUUGACCUCUUUACCAGGUCAUCAGAAAAGCGGGCUGGUCCCCCACCCAAAGAGGCCCUUUUUGGGGAUGAUGAAGAUGAUGAUUUCUUCACUUCUGCUCAGCCACAACUCCCGAAGGUAGCCCCAAAGAAAACAAUAGUGAAAAAAGAUAAUUCUCUUGAAAGCCAUAAAUUCCCUGAAUCGUCUCCAACUAUCAAACAGGAAACAGAUGUGCCAAAAUUGGAAACAACCCAGUGUCAUUUCAUACAGGACUCUGCAGGCCUCCCUCCAUGUAAAACCAAAGAGCCUUCCUCUCGGAUCGGGAAACUACAAGCAGAUUUAGCUAUUAAUCCAGCAGCCUUGCUGCCCGGGGCAGCUCCCAAAAUCUCUGGGGUGAAGGCUGCUGUGCCAGGGUUUGCCUUUACUGCGUCUGAGCCUGAUGGAGUCAAGGGCAUGGAGUCGGCUUCUGCUGGUGAGACAGGUGUGAGUUUUGAGGACCCAGCCCAAGCAGAUACCUUAUACAGUGUAAACAAGAGCCGAAUCACAAUGAAAGGAAAACGAAGGCCCCAAACUCGGGCUGCCCGGAGGCUGGCUGCCCAAGAAUCCAGUGAGGCUGAGGAUAGAAGUGAUGCUGAAGGGUCUCAGUUGGGUAGAGAGCAUGUUAUCUCCCCACCCAUCCAAGAGCAGCCAUCCAGAGAAGUAGACAAGAACAAGAACUUGGAACAAGCUUUUGCAGCAGCUCCUUCCCCCUUUUUGGAAGUUACCCUAGUACCUGGAGGAGAGAGAAGUCCUAUAGCUAAAUCUGUGAACCUGACUACUGAGGAUAGCCUUUUUGAUUCUGGUGACAUCUUUGCAAAGGUUUCUGGGUCAAAGUCAAUAACAAAGAAAGCAAAAGAUAAGGAGAAGGCUUCUGAGGACCUGGCCAACCAGCCCAUAAUCAGAGAAGAAAAGCAAUCUUUGUUUCCUGUCCUGGAUGACCCAGAGAUUGAGGAGGAUCUUUUUCAGUCUGUGAAGCAGAAACCAUUGAAGAAAAAAAAUACUGUUCCUCUCCUAGAAGAAGAAGAUGAUCUCUUCACAAACCAGAAAGCCAAGAACAAAACUUCAGAACCUCUCUGGCAGCAAGAUGUUGUCUCAAAAAAACAAGACAUUUUUGAGGAUGACAUAUUUGCUACAGAAGCAAUUAAGCCAAGACUUAAAACAAAAGAGAAGGAAAAGGCUUUGGAAUCCAACCUUUUUGACGAUAACAUUGACAUCUUUGCUGACCUAACUGUAAAGCCCAAAGAGAAGAAAUCAAAAAAGAAAGUGGAGCCGAAGUCAAUAUUCGAUGAUGAGAUGGAUGAUAUUUUCUCAUCUAGUGGCUUGACCAAGAUGCCCAAGCCAAAAAGCCAGUCCACUCAGUCAACACCUGAAACAAGAUUAGAAAACAAGGUGUCCAGUACAUUUGAUGACCCUCUGAAUGCUCUGGGAGGCCAGUAGAGGACAUAUACAUGCCUAAGACCAUGGCAGGAGGGGGGAUUUCAUCGUUGUUGGAUUUCUUCUUGCUUUAUCAUACCUUUAUAUUCUAACAGCUGUAUCAAGAAAAGCAGAUCCUGGAAAAGGUUGUUCUCUUGUUCAAUGUAAACAGUAUUAUUUUUGCACUGGUUUUAAUCAUGCUUAAUUAAUAUUAAGGAAAAAAAUAGAUAUUCUAAAAUACUUUGUUUAUGUGCAGUUCAACUUUAAUUAGGCUGUACAAUACAUGCAAUGAUGUACUCUAUUAUAUGGAACAUUGUUUCUUUUACUGAACAGAGACAAAAAUUACUGAUAGAGUUAAAAUGAUGAAAUAUAAAUUGUUAAAUACUA